AUGAAGAGCUGUGUGUUGCUGGCUCUGCUGGCUUUCGCCGCUGUCGCGUCUGCAAGGGAGCUCACCGCUGCUGGCCCAUGCACUGGCAAGAAGGAUGGCACCCUUGUGGCAGCUGGAGGCUGCUCUGCAAAGUACUACCAGUGCUGGAAGGGCAAGCCGGUCGACACCAAGUCCACCACCUGCCCCAGGGGCCAGGCGUUUAACCCUAUCACCAAGCCUCAGGGCUGCGCACUGGUUGGUGCUGUGGGGCUGACGGGCUGCAACUGCAACAUUUAUGCUGGCAACAGCCGCAAGGCCUGCCAAGCACGCCAGAAGUCCGGCAACUUUCCCCUGCCCGGCAACAAGAACGGUUAUGUCGAGUGCAGCACGCAGGGAGCCUUCGUGCAGAAGUGCAACGGCAACCUGAAGGCACAGAACUGCCUGUGA
Messenger RNA from Chlorella variabilis, 426 nucleotides. RefSeq lists its product as hypothetical. Gene Ontology annotation, cellular component: extracellular region. The record is from RefSeq and is a predicted model, not a curated record. The transcript has 6 exons. Gene Ontology annotation, molecular function: chitin binding. The coding region runs from base 1 to 426 and encodes 141 amino acids. NCBI's taxonomy places the organism in Eukaryota, Viridiplantae, Chlorophyta, Trebouxiophyceae, Chlorellales, Chlorellaceae.